Penicillium daleae is the source of this 1569-nucleotide messenger RNA. RefSeq lists its product as uncharacterized. Bases 1 to 1569 code for a protein of 522 amino acids. Gene Ontology annotation, molecular function: zinc ion binding; DNA-binding transcription factor activity, RNA polymerase II-specific. The record is from RefSeq and is a predicted model, not a curated record. Lineage: Eukaryota; Fungi; Ascomycota; Eurotiomycetes; Eurotiales; Aspergillaceae. Gene Ontology annotation, biological process: regulation of DNA-templated transcription. The transcript has 3 exons.
AUGGACUCGUAUUAUACAGACAAGACUCCUGCUUUUGAGCAGUCCCGGCAUGAUAGCUCGCUCUCUAUGUCCCGCUCGAUACGGAGCUUGAAUCAGCAUGAACCUGGGGAGAUCGAUAGCAAGUUGCGGAAUCCCCAGCGUCGCCGAGUGCCAGUGGCGUGUGGCCGAUGUCGACGACGAAAGAUCAAAUGCAGUGGAGACUAUGGCGAUGGCCAAGGCUGUUCAAAUUGCCGGAGUGCUGGCAACACAGACUGCCAGUUCUUGCGAGUCAACUCCUUGAAGCUAACCCCCAAGGCCAACGGCUGGCCAUAUCCUAAUCCAGGAGCGUCAGUCAUGUCCUCUCCCCGACUGGGCAUGUAUACAACCACCACGGCGGGGAAACCAACCCUACUCUCUAUGGGCUCUCCUCCGGCUCGCAUGUCUGCUUUCCAACGAGCAUCAGACUAUGACAUUGGCACUACCGAUGGGUCAGUUUUUCCCGAGCGCUCGGUAGCCGUAGAGUCUAUGCCAUACGAGGACGGCCAGUCCGCAGGUUACAGCCAGUCACCAGCAUACAUGCACCCCAAUGCUCCAGCCGGAACUCUCUUUGACUAUGGAGGGUCUCCGUGGAGCCCGAAGAUCUGGGACUCUGUGCUAGGCGUGAGCAGACCAAGCAACGGAGGAAUCUACCCUGAUCCCCAGACGAACGGCUCUGUUGCCCAGUCUCCUUUCACCUACAUGCUUCCAAGCCAAGGUCUCUCAUCUACUGAAGGCCAACAGUCGACAACCGUGGCCAUGGCGAGUAUCUCAUCCGCUGAUCUCCCUGGCCCGGAUCGAACACUUCCAACACCAACCUGCCGCAGCCAACAGCUCCCCGGUACAUUAGCAGGACUUGUCUUUCCACACGCAGAACCAGAAUCCAGUCUAUCCCUUCCAACUGAAGCUAGACCAGCCUUUUGGAGCCCACGCCGUGGCUCACUUCAAGAUGUUCGCAGCCCAGCCCACACCAUCCUUUUCAGCAACAGCCCUCCACCAACAACAAGAUGCCCAACAACCACCACAAACCCAGACCUCAUCUUUUCAGGUCUCCCAAUGCCCAUCACAACCGAAGAGAUCAUCUCCUCAACCCUCUCCGCAACAACAGCACCCCCCACAACAGCGGCUAGCACAUCCUACACCGUCGAACAACUGGACAACACCCCAGACUCACGCCCAACCGUCCCAUCAAACACACCCACAACCCAAGUUCCCAUUUCCUCAUCUACAGACUGCUCUCUAAGUCGCGGCAUCUACGGCCACAACCGAACCACCGCAGGCCAACGCCUCGUCCAUCUAACGACCGACUGCACGCCGGACAUCUACAACUACGCCAGCAGUGAGAAGAGCAAGCGUGCUAGCGAUGGUCGCACAACAGGUACGAGUACGUUGAUGAAUGGUGGACUGGAGUAUGCUCCUGUUCGGCAUGCGCAUACUCCUAAUCCGGCGUUCUCAUUUGGGGUGCUUCAUGGUGACUUGCCGGAGUAUCGGCCUGUUGUGGAGGGGGUGCAUCGGGCGCCUGUUUCGACGUUGGGGAGUCAAGGUGGUUAUUGA